Messenger RNA from Leptinotarsa decemlineata (Colorado potato beetle), 2121 nucleotides. Its product is annotated as lysosomal alpha-mannosidase. Gene Ontology annotation, molecular function: alpha-mannosidase activity; carbohydrate binding. NCBI's taxonomy places the organism in Eukaryota, Metazoa, Arthropoda, Insecta, Coleoptera, Chrysomelidae. Gene Ontology annotation, biological process: mannose metabolic process. The record is from RefSeq and is a predicted model, not a curated record. Gene Ontology annotation, cellular component: lysosome.
UUCAGUCCGUAUUUAUAUCGUUACGAAAUGGUACUAAGAAAUUUGCUUCCAGUUUUAAUCUUUCUGGUUGGGGUGAGUCUGUCUCCAGUUCCCACUCCAGGUUAUGAAAAAACUGGGUGUGUUAAAUGUCAUCCUAUUGAUGAUACAAAAAUUAAUGUCCACUUAAUUCCACAUUCACAUGAUGACGUUGGUUGGCUCAAAACUGUAGACGAGUACUAUUAUGGAUUAAAUUCCAGUAUUCAAAGGGCUUCUGUUCAAAAUACGUUGAGUUCAGUUGUUCAAGCCUUGCUGAAAAACUCCGACCGAAGAUAUAUUCAGGUAGAAACAGCAUUUUUCUGGAAAUGGUGGAAAGAUCAGAACGAGGAACAGAGAAAACAAUAUCGGAGUCUUGUAGACAAUGGCCAAUUGGAAAUGGUAAAUGGCGCUUGGUCUAUGAACGACGAAGCUUGUUCCAACUAUCAAUCGACUAUAGAUCAAUUUACCUGGGGUCUGAGAAUCAUUGAUGAUAUACUGGGAAAAUGUGGUAGACCGACAAUCGGGUGGCAGAUAGAUCCUUUUGGGCACAGCAGAGAGCAAGCAUCACUUUUGUCUCAAAUGGGUUAUGAUGGGGUGUUUUUCGCUAGAUUAGACCAUGAUGAUUUGGAUCAGAGAAAGAAAGAUAGACGUCUAGACUUUGUCUGGCAAGGAAGCGACAAUUUGGACAAUAGCACAAUUUAUGGUGGCAUUUUUGCAACAGAUCUAUACAAUUCACCACCAGGUUACUGUUGGGAUAUUGAAUGUAAAGAUGACGUUAUUGUGGAUGAUCCAAAAAGUCCCAACUAUAAUCUUGAGGGAAAGGUUAGUGAUUUUCUUGAAGUAGUGAAGAACUUCUCAAAUUACUUCUCCACUAAUAAUAUUUUCAUUCCCAUGGGUGGAGACUUUCAAUAUCAAGCAGCCGAGACAAAUUAUAUAAACAUGGAUAGAUUCAUUAAAGGUUUCGCUAAUCACAAGGAAGUGAACGUUAUUUAUUCCACACCAUCUUGCUACUUGAGGGCUGUGAAUAAGGCCAAACCAACCCUUACAUUGAAAACAGAUGACUUCUUUCCGUAUAGUAAUAGCAACCAUUCAUUUUGGGCAGGAUAUUUCACUUCCAGGCCCAACUCGAAAAGAUUUGAAAGGAUUGGACAUAACAUACUGCAGGCUAGCAAGCAACUUUACGCCUUGGGGUCUCUGCAUAGCAGUGUGAGUUACGCAGGCAAUUUGAUAUAUUUGAAAGAAGUAAUGGGCGUUAUGCAGCAUCAUGAUGCUAUAACUGGUACAGAACAACAACAUGUUGCCAAUGAUUAUGUAAGGAUGUUGACAGCCAGUAUUGAGGAAGCUGAGAAACCUUUGGGAGAUAUUGUAGGACAACUACUCAACCUUGAUGAACGUUUGAAUCUUUCAUCUUGUUUGUUGUCGAACAUCAGUAUCUGCAAAGUGUCUCAGGACUCUGAUCAAUUUGUCGUCGUGGUGUACAAUCCAUUGGCAUGGAACGUCACGCACUACGUAAGACUUCCAAUGGACGAUAGAACUUUCGAAAUCAGAGGGCCCAAUGGGAUAGAAGUUUUCGAUUUAGUGCCAUCUCUAAGCAAAUUUGAAUAUGUCAAAAUUCAUGGAGCUAAACCAGCUCCAUAUGAUUUGGUGUUUGCUGCUAAAGACAUUCCCCCAAUGGGUUUGAAGCUUUAUCACGUUACCAAAAAAGACAUGAAAAAUUCGAGGAAUCCGAAUCAACCAGAUGUCAAAAAAUUCUCUGCCUUCAGCGUCAAUCCAAAAACGAACCUCCUCGAAUCUGUCACAUUAAAUGGAAAGACUCUGGGAAUCACACAAAAUUUUAAUUGCUAUCACAGCGACUACAUGUAUGAUGACAGUGUCUUGACAGGUUCUGGAGCAUACUUGUUUGUACCGAAUGAUACACGUUCCUUUCCUUUGGGCGAUGUUUCAGUGGUACGAUCAUUUUCCGGAAACCAUGUCGAAGAAAUCCAUCAAAUGUGGAAAAGUGAAGUGGUAGACAUUCAUCAAAGCAUCAGAUGGUAUAAGAACGAAGAGUACAUAGAAUUAGACUGGAUAAUAGGAAAUAUCAAAGUGUAAGUAUAUUCAUUAUAA